Messenger RNA from Theobroma umbraticum, 946 nucleotides. Lineage: Eukaryota; Viridiplantae; Streptophyta; Magnoliopsida; Malvales; Malvaceae. The record is from RefSeq and is a predicted model, not a curated record.
UGGUUUCACUGCAAAAUUAGAUGGGCAAGGAACAGUUGAGGUUGUUUGGGUUUGAGAUGAGUUUCCAUGACGGUGAUGAAAAUCAGCCAGGGAGAUCUGAAGAAGUGAAAGAUUCAGGAAAGUCAUUAGAGAACAUUUUGUCUAAGGUGGGGAAAACUGUUAAAGAGAAAAGCGUGACUAAGAAACUAGAGAAGAGAAAAUAUGAAUGUCAGUUUUGCCUCAAGAAGUUUACAAACUCACAGGCUCUUGGGGGACACCAAAAUGCCCAUAAGUCUGAGAGGCUAAAGAAGAGAAGAAUGCAGCUUCAGGCAAAGAGCACAAACUUGAGUUUUGCGGAUGAACCUCCCCAUGAUUACUGUGGUGUCACGCAGCAUUGUUCUCUUCCAUCUUCCGAUUCCUGGUCUCCUAGUGUACCCGAGUGUACACUGUUCAAGGAGUUUCUAAUUAACUUCAAGACUACUUUUGAUCAGGAUCAAAGUUUAUACUGCAACCUGGCUGACUUCUGUCAUUCCAUUCCUUUGCCUUCUCAUCAUAACCAUUUAGAGGAAGACACUUGCGGCAGGCACAUUGUCAUCAAGCCGUCUCCAUCUUAUAUUUCAGAGGAUUGUGAGAGUCUGUAUACUCGGUUAGGACUUGCUCCACCAGCUAUCCACAGCUCCUCCAGAAAUGGGACCAUGCUAGAGUUGGGAAAAUGCAGAGAAGGCUAAUUUUCUGUAGUCAUAUUGAGUUCACCAAUUCUCCGGUCUGCAGUCUGGAGUAUGAAGGGAAUAUAUAUAAUAAAAUUGUCCAUGAUCUUGUAAAUCUUUCUAGAAAUAUCUAACUAGUUUUUCGAAUGCUUUCUUUCUAUUUUUUUGCUUGCCAUGUAUGCUACUCAUCGUUUCAGAAAGCAGACACAUUUUCUGAGUGGAUUGUUAUUGUUUUCAAACAAGUGAUUAAUUGUCUGCAA